Messenger RNA from Cuscuta campestris, 3247 nucleotides. Lineage: Eukaryota; Viridiplantae; Streptophyta; Magnoliopsida; Solanales; Convolvulaceae. The record is from the annotation of a GenBank genome assembly.
GGAUAGGUACUUGUUCCCGUUGUUCUUGUUCCAGUUGUUCUUGUUUCGGAUAGGUUGGUCAUCAUCAUAUUCUGCUCCUUCCUUUCCAAACGAAACAGCCUCCUUUUACUCUUGGCAAGUGUAGCUUUUGUUUUUGAAAGCUCCGUUGCAAGUUCUGAUGGAGCCACUACUUUGCUUUUGAUUCUUAGAAGACGCAAUAUUGAUGAUGGCCUAAAAUAUAAAAGUUAGUCAAACAUAAUCAGAAUCUUGUACAACUUUAACUCAAUAAAUAGUUAUACACUCAAAAAGUUACUUACUUGAUUUUUCUCACACGUUUGGCACUGAAUCGUUCAUUGACCACUGUUAGAGUAGAAACAUUAAUUUACAAUAUAUAUCGAAAAUUCAACAGUGCAUUACCAUUUCUAAAAGCAAAACAAAACAAAAACUCACAUAUCAAUCUCUUAUCUGAAGAGAAAGCUUCUAAUACAUCAUUUGCACUGUUCAAGAAAAAAACUACUUUGCCCUUGAAAAAAGGGUCAAGCGCCGCAUAAUGAGCACGAAUGAGACAUUCAAAACUGGUAGCAUCCGAAAUCUCUUUGAAAGAAAUCCCGACAAGAUAGACACCAUCAUCUGGCUUAGGAAGUGGAGCCACAGCUUCUUGGGCAAUGUAUUUUGAGUUGACAACUUGUUCUUCAGCUUGGUCUUCAGCUUGAAGCUUUGGAGUGCCUUUCUUCUUCACUCAACAUCUUUGGCAGUUCGACUCUAGGAAGCAUACCACACAAUGCAGACUCUGAACCUCUAAAUGUCGGACUUCUGGAAUUGUUAUUAAAUAAGAGUAUGUCAAACUGGAUAUCUGACAAUGUAGCUUUUGAUGUGCGAUCACAUUCAAGACUAGAUUUUGCUAUGCAGUACAUGUCAGAGUUGUUGAAAAAACAUCCAUGCUGGGUGGACGUCAAUACAAGACAUCUUCAAGCAUAUACUUACACUGAUCCUGAGUAUCAUGACUGCAAUAGAUUACUUGAUACGUUCCAGGGCGAAUUAAUGAAAACAGUUUUAUGCUUUCAGCAGAAGUUCUCUAUGAAUUCUAUUGAUCUUAUGAACAUAAUAUUUUUGUCUCUCAGCAACAACAGUUUGGAUUGCAUUGGAUAUAGUCUGUUACAAAACUAUAAUAGCAAAUAUACUUCAGAUGAGCAAGAAAGAUUUGGUAUUUGCUUCCAGGAUGCUCCUCUUCGCAAACGACUUCUGAAGGCCGCUGAGGAAGUACCACAUGCACUUUCUAGGUUCAUCAUUGUGUGUGGCAUGAGUUAUUUCUAUCCAGAAUCAUAUGCAGGGAGAGAUGAUGUGGCUAGCACACAUGGAUUUGGUUUGAUUAAACCUUUGGAGUUUUACAAGUGGAGUUUCAUUUGGUCAUUGUGGUGGCUUAGAGAAAUGAUGGUGCUGUUUACUCUUUCCUUAAAGUAUGCCUUUUCCAGAAAUCAUAUCACUGUCCUCAAUUUAUGUGAGAUAUUCUUAUAUUUUUCCUCAUUUUGGGUUCAAAGGAAUUUAAGGGGUCUUACUAUGAUUUUGACGCCUCUCAUAGUUGCAUGUGAUGAUGGAUUUAACCCUACCAGAAAGCUAUUCCCGGGUCAAAGAAGACCAAAGCCCAGAUUAAAGAAGAGCUUAUUCGUAUUCAAUGCUAGCCAAAGAUCCGCAUCAGCGAGUGGUGUGACGACGACCAAGCCGAAAGACAGAUCUCAUCACAGCACUUGUAGUAACCCUCCUAGUCCCACCCGGGUUUCCGCUACCCUUUUGACAAAGCUGUAUGCCCUAAUAGCAUGACUACACGUACCUAAUAUAUGCUUCUCAUGAGAUCAAUAUAGAGGAUCUCCUGGAAACCCUUAUCCAGAAUUCUAAAACUAUGACUUAUGACACUCCAUCUGUUGAUGCAGCAUCUCUUCAUAUUAAUGAUGGUAAAUUACCUAAAGAGGUUGUAGAUCUAUUGUUAUCGGUUCCAAAUGAAAAGAGAUGGCAAACCAUGGGUCUUUCUUUGUGGGGAACUGUAUCUAAUAUUCUGGAAAAUCAGCUACGAAUCAUACAUCCUGAACCUAGAGGUUGUAUAUUUGAUCCCCAAAAACCAUUGUCUUCAUCCAUCCUCGAAGGUACCUUCCAGGUUGAUAUGCUUUCAAUACUUCCAAGAUUGUUGAAGGAAACUUGUGGACAUAUAUCUGCUUACUGUGAAAAACAAUUAGCAUCAUUAAUGCUGGAAGGAGUAUCAAGAAGUGUUCAUUUGAGCCAUGAAUAUAAAUAUCUUGCUAAGAAUUCGGAUCAUAUAAUUGACAGUGUGGAUAUUAUGUCAAAUGAAGAUGAGUUAUCAUCUCCAAAGAUGUUUUGGACUCUCUGCACUGAGCUUUUGAAAGUUAAGGGAGACUUUUUACAAGAGCAUGGAAAUUUAUUGAAGUUUUUUACGCAGAAGUCCUUGAAUGAGUGGCAUGAUGUGUAUCCAGAUAUUAUAAGGGAGUGCGAAGCUGAUGAAGCUCUUGAGAAAGAAGAUAGGCGUGACAGUCCUAGUAGUGCUGCUGGAUCUCCUCUUGCAUGCCUAUCUCCUAAUGAUCACCCCUUUUUAAAUUCGGGUGGAAAAUAUCCAGAUCACCGAGAAAAGAUUUUGCCUUUCAAUAAUCCUAAAGAAAUAUGUAGAAGAAAUGGAGAACUCUUGGAGGCUCUGUGCAUUAACUCUGUUGAUCGAUGUCAAACUGCUCUUGCUAGCAAUCAGAAGGGCAUAAUAUUCUUUAAUUGGGAGGAUCGACUGUCAUAUGUUGAUAAAUCGGAUUAUCUAUGGGCAAAGGCUGACUGGCCAUGUAGUGACUGGGCUGGAGAUGAGGCCACAUCGACUACCUCACAUGUUUCACCUGAACUUGGGAUGAGGAAGAAAACACCAUUGCAGGAGCUUGGUGGAGCAACAGUUGGUGUAGGUUCUUUGACAAUACCCAAGAAAGAAUUUACAAGCAGUGUAACAUUUGGAGUUCCAGGCUAUGCUGGUAUCACUUCUGGCAUUGGUUGGGGAUUUCAAGAAGACUUUGUAUUUGCACGUCAAAUUCUUUGUAAAAGUUUAUUGUAAAAAAGACUUUUAGUUUUGGCCUCGAGCUCAUAGGGUUAACAUCACAUUUUUUUGUCAAAUUUUAAAUCCAUCAAAAAAAGGUGCAAAAUUUUACAUGGAUUUUUCUAUUUGCAUGUAAAAUCCUUUGUAAAAGUUUCAUGUCAAACGACUUGUCAAUAAUGUCUAAAUUUAUAU